AUGUUACCGGCAAAUGGCGACCAUCUUCCAGGAUGCAAACCGCUAGUUCUAAUUUCGCUGAUCAAGGCUUGCAGCCAUCAAGCUCUGCGAGAGAACUGGACCCAGGUUGAUGGUCAGCUCGUCAAGAUCACGUCCCUGGAACAGGCUAUGGCACUACACUCGCAGGCCUCGCUCCAAAAUCUCGACUGGAACGUUUACGUGGCCAGCAGCCUGGUGGAUGUUUACGCAAAGUGUGGCACCAUGCACGACUCGCAGUGGGUCUUCGAUUCCAUCCCGCAGCGCAACGUUGUAUCGUGGACCUCGCUCAUCGCGGGAUAUGCCCGGAACGGGCAUGGCACCACCGCGCUGGAGAGGUUCCAGGAGAUGCAUUCCAGGGCCCGGGCAGCUCCAAACGCUCAAACUUUCGUCGCUGCUCUUCAAGCCUGCGCUGCCAUCCUCGAAGAAGGGUGCGGCAAAGAUCGCGUUCUUGAGACAUGCAUGGCUCUCCACUUUCGCGCUGCAAAGCUGGGCCUCGAUUCGGAUGUUUUCCUUGCGAACAGCCUCGUGGAUGUGUACUCCAGGUCCGGAAGUCUCGAGGACGCUCGCAGAGUGUUUGAGGGAAUGCCGAACCGGGAUGUGGUAAGCUGGAACUCCAUGAUGGCUGCAUUCGCUCUCCACGGGCAUCCACAGCAAGCUCUCGAUUUGUUUGUCGGCAUGAAGUUCCAAGGCUGUGCUCCCAGCGCUCAAACUUUCGCCGUCUUGCUAAAGGCCGCUGCCAAGCUCGGAGCGUUGCAGACCGGGAAGAUACUCCACGCGGAGAUUUCUCGGUACUGCUGCUUGGAUCCUGAGCUCCAGACGAACUGCUUGGUGGAUUUCUACGGCAAAUGCGGGAGCAUGGUCAAUGCCCAACGAGUUUUCGAUUCCACGAGCUCCAGUGACUGCUCCAUCGUGACUUGGAACUCUUUGCUGGUCGGAUAUAGUCGCCAGGGAGACACCACCCGCGUCUUUGCUCUUUUCGAGGCUCUCGAUCGAGUAGCUUUGAGGCCGAAUGGAGUAACUUUCUCGGCUCUUCUCGCGGCUAGCAGCCACGCCGGUCUCGUCGACAAGGGACUCGAGCACUUCCACUCGAUGCUCUCCAGCUAUGGAGUCUCUCCCGACGCUCAGCACUGCCGUUGCAUGGUGGACGUGCUGGGACGAGCAAACCGGCUGGAAGAAGCCGUGCAGAUGGCGAACAUGUAUCUAUGGAGCCGCGGGAAUGUGGGAGAAGAAGCUGGAGAUCGAUGCAAUGAGGAGUAA
Molecule: messenger RNA, 1275 nt
Organism: Selaginella moellendorffii
Lineage: Eukaryota; Viridiplantae; Streptophyta; Lycopodiopsida; Selaginellales; Selaginellaceae
Product: putative pentatricopeptide repeat-containing protein At3g13770, mitochondrial
Exons: 2
Coding region: 1-1275 (424 amino acids)
Biological process (GO): RNA modification
Molecular function (GO): protein binding; RNA binding
Source: RefSeq, a predicted model, not a curated record